Messenger RNA from Electrophorus electricus (electric eel), 1339 nucleotides. RefSeq names its product SRY-box transcription factor 19b (gene sox19b). The record is from RefSeq and is a predicted model, not a curated record. Gene Ontology annotation, molecular function: DNA-binding transcription activator activity, RNA polymerase II-specific; RNA polymerase II cis-regulatory region sequence-specific DNA binding. Gene Ontology annotation, cellular component: nucleus. Lineage: Eukaryota; Metazoa; Chordata; Actinopteri; Gymnotiformes; Gymnotidae. Gene Ontology annotation, biological process: brain development; neuron differentiation; negative regulation of transcription by RNA polymerase II.
UAAUAUUCAGAGUCAAUCACUUUUCAACAAGUGGGCUUGUAGACUAGGAAUAGAAUAGCUUCGAUUGAGUUCUUUUCUUUCUUUCAGACAUCGAACUGUGUUCGCUGAAGGCUCAAAGCGUUUAAAUGGUGAGCAUUUUAUGACACGUGGAAGCUUUUUGUAUGAUUUUGAUAAGUUUUUUUUCUUUCUUUCUAGUCAGGCAAACGCGUCGCCGGGAAACAUGCGGCAAUAGGCUGCACCUGCGACGCAUUUGUUUGAUCUGAGGCCAUUCUGAUUUUCGACUAUUUUACGCGUAUAUUUAACCGCAACGACAAGACAACAAUGAUGUAUAGCAUGAUGGAGCAUGAACUUAAAACUUCAUCAGGUCAACAGAAUUCGCAUUCGAACAGCCAAGUAAUGUCUCCAGACAGUGCGUCUGGAAACGUACACCCAGGUACGAAAUCUGCUUGUUCAUCAGGUGUGGACCCAAUGGACAAGGUAAAGCGGCCUAUGAACGCUUUUAUGGUUUGGUCCCGAGGUCAGCGACGGAAAAUGGCACAAGAAAACCCUAAAAUGCAUAAUUCCGAGAUCAGCAAACGUCUGGGUGCAGAGUGGAAACUUCUGACGGACGCAGAAAAGCGUCCGUUCAUUGAUGAGGCGAAGCGUCUGCGGGCUGUCCAUAUGAAGGAAUAUCCUGAUUACAAAUAUAAACCUCGCCGUAAAACCAAGCCACUCCUGAAAAAGGAAAAUCCAGUGAACAAGUACCCACUCUCGGCCGGCAACCUGUUGCCACCGGGACAAGGAGGGAGCCCGAGAAUGGAGAGUUACGGCUGGGGUCACACGGGAGGAUAUGCGGGCAUGCAGAGCGAGGCACUCGGCUAUCCGCAGCAACUUCACCGCUACGAUCUCUCUGCUCUCCAGUAUCCUACGGCUAUGUCAGCAGCACAGACUUACAUGAAUGGCGCAAACUCUUAUAGCCCAAUGCCGUACAGCGGUAGUCCCCAGCAGCCAAGCCCGGUAAUGUCCAUGGUCAAGCCUGAGCCGUUGCCCCACUCCCCCACUGGAGCCGCUACACACCAUCGCGGGGCCAUUCAGGGUGACCUUAGGGACAUGAUCAGCAUGUAUAUCCCUGGAGGGGACAUAGGGGAUCCUGCAGCCCAGAGAGGUUAUCCCAGCGUCCAGCAGCACUAUCUGGGCAGUACUGUGCCGCUCACGCACAUAUGAGGUGGGAGGAAAAUGACUAGAAUUAGCUCAGCUGGGUCAUUACAUGGGCUUGCCAUGCAACGAGUAAUCCGUAUGGAUUCUUGAAUGUUCUGAGCCGCUGUUGCACACGAUCAUUUUCUACCUCUUGUUUUGGAGC